AUGGAUUAUGGUCUGAAAUCAUAUAGGAUUUCAUGCCAUGGAGUUCGUUGUAAUUUUGUUCCCCCUAUUAGAUUGGUUGGGAGCAAUGUUGGAAACAUAACUUCAAGGGCUACAGGAAGGAAUGAUGAUGCAUUAGAUGACUCAACAAAGCAGCCUUCAUACACACAGACAUUACCGCAUACAGAUGGCGAGCUUCCUGAAAAAUUAAGGAAUCUGGAACCUCAUCUGAUUGAGCAUGUUAGUAAUGAGAUUAUGGAUCAGGAUCCUAAUGUCUGGUGGGAUGAUAGUGGUUACAAUGAGAAGCACCAACUUUCCUUCUAUUUCCUUUUUUCUGGUAUCUGUGGAAUUCUUGUUAAUUUAAAAUCAUUGCUUUACAAUGUUUUAGCCGGUUUGGAGCAUGCCAAAAAAUGUGUGAAGGAUAUGGAUAUGGGAACAGGAAAUACAAUGAUUGGGAAAGUUAUAGCUGGAGAAGCAAAAGCAACCUUCUUCUAUAUAUCUGUAACUUAUUUUCCAGCCUCAGUACUUGAAAAAUCUGAGGUGCAGCUUAAUGAUAGAUUGGUUUCUUUUGCUUUCCUAAUUGAAAUGGAAAGCUUUGACAGUGGUAGUGAGCAAAUUCUACUUAUAGGUUACUCUGAUUCUGCCAUGAAAAACUCAGUAAAGGAUGCUUCUAUGGUUCCUCGCCGAGAAGCUCUGAGACAGGGCAUAGAAAUAACAGAACUGCAAAAGGAGGAUCUGCAACCAGUAACUCUUCAGGAUUUUGAGAAUGCAUUGCAUGAGGUGUGGCUUUCUGUUUCUUUGAAAGAAAUGGAAUAA
Mangifera indica (mango) is the source of this 813-nucleotide messenger RNA. RefSeq names its product ATPase family AAA domain-containing protein FIGL1-like. The transcript has 8 exons. Lineage: Eukaryota; Viridiplantae; Streptophyta; Magnoliopsida; Sapindales; Anacardiaceae. The record is from RefSeq and is a predicted model, not a curated record. Gene Ontology annotation, molecular function: ATP hydrolysis activity. Bases 1 to 813 code for a protein of 270 amino acids.